UUAAUCAUUUCUCAACAUAAUUACAACAUUUUACACCAAAUAUUUCGAUAUGUGAGGAUUGGCAAUUUAUUUUAUUGAGGUUGUUAUUUUAGACCAUCUCAAGUCUCGGAAAUUUUGCUAUAAGUAAUAUGCUUCAAAUUGUUCCAACUAAUCCGUCUAAAUGCUGUCAAUGUAAACCUUGUUAAAUGGAUUGGAAAGUUAUUGGUUUUAAAACUUGAUCAUUUGUUGAUCAUUUUUUCGCAUGUAACUGUAAAUAUUACUCUAAUCGAGUAAAUGAAUGGAGAGUAAAAAUAUCAAAAUGCCGAAAGAAAGGAUAACAUGAAGAGAGGAAAGAUGUAAAGAAAAUGAUGAUUCGAUGAUUCAAAAGUUGCUGAAGAUAAUCAAGUUUACUAAAACUUGACCGUGAACCCGUUUACCAUUUUCUCAUCGUUUAAUGUAUCAGUUAUCUGUUAUUUACUGAUCAGUAAACAUCCCCAGUUUUAAUACAGUUUAUGUUUCAACAAAACGGGUUCAUUGAGCCCUAUGGAGAUGUCUAACCCUUAUUUUGGUUCUUCCGGCUUGUCAAUUAUCAAGAUUCAAUCAAAUUAGUUAGUCUCAUGCCCUAAAGAUUUACUAAACGUCUACAUUUACAAAGUCGCUUAAUUACUGGUCAAUCCUUGGAUCUGUGGAAUUAAAGAGUGCUCAUCAGUUUUAUAUAAAUCUCUCUGGUUAAUCUCAAUGGCUGCAGUUACAUAAUUUAGGAGAAUGGAAAGUUGACUGAGAGACAUGAGAAAAAAAUCAAUCAAAACACUGAUGUGACUAUUUUUAUUGGUUGUAUUUAGCAUCUAUUUAACUUGUUUUAACCUUUAUUAAGUAUUUUUGUUGACCUAGAAAAAUGAUAUUCAGGAUGAUCGUUUUCGGGUGAAAGGGCCAACCCGAUCUUUCUCAUUCAAAACCCAUUAAAACAAGUCAAAUGGUUAAUAAACAGAUUACUCCAAAACUAUGUCUUUUGAUUGGAUUAUUACCAAACAUUAUUUCUGGCUCAUUAAUUGGUAAAAGAUUUCUAUCUUUAACUUCAAGUAAAAGCCCAACAUAUGACCUAUCAUCAGCCGGAACUCAAUCAAAUUAUGGUUACGAACAAAAUGAUUUCACUGAUUUCAGCUCAUCAAUGUCAUCUAUGUCACCAUCUUCACCUUCAUCAACAUCCUAUUCAACCAAUUCAGCAUCAUAUGGAUUACCAAAUACAAAAGCUUACUCUCAAUCAUCAGACCCAUUAGAUGCGUUUCCAAGUUCCUCUAUGGCUCAAUCAUACCCAAAUUCAGCUGGUGGUAGUUAUCCUUUCCCCAAAUAUAGUCCAUCCUCUAUGGGUUAUCCAGGAAAACCAGCCAUGAAUCGGUUCAAUUACUAUGGUCAACCAAUGAGAACAUCCAAUUCAUUUAAUUAUCCAUCAUCUUCAUUAUUACCUUAUGGAGGUUUACCUUCUUCUUCUCGUUAUGGGUCUUAUCCUCAAUAUUCAUCUAGAUUCAAGGGUUAUUAUCCUUAUCAUAGAUUUGGUAAUAGACUGAGACGAAAUGGCUAUAAACCAAGAUAUUACAAAGGAAGAUAUUCCAAGCGAUACCGUAAACCAUAUUAUUACGGGUCACGUCGUUAUCGAUCAAAAUACAAUUCAGAUUAUGACUACUACCAGGAUUCCAGGGAAACUGAUUCACACAUUGCUUCAGAAUCAUCUCCAAACGAAACAUUUUAUUCCUUUUCAACAAACAAUAAUUCAGGAUCCAAAGAUUAUCUUAAAAUUGGUGGAAUUGGCAACAAUAUUCUAAGUUAUUUGGCUGGUUCCAUAUUAAGAGGUGACCCUUCAAAAGUAAUUAACACUAAUUCAACUACAAAUUCAAGCUUAGAUGCAUCCAAAGAGCCAUAUGAUGGACCCUUCAUUCAAUUUGGCGAAACUAAAAUCACAUUGAAAACCAAUGAUAAGGGUGGAAUCACGGUGACGGUCGGGCGGAGUAAAAUGUAAUCUUUAACCAUUGCCACAAGAUAAAUCAACUUUCCGUUAUAAAUUGUCAUUUUAAAGUGCAUUUUGUAUUAACCAAACAAACUUAUCGUGUUGAACUUUGAAUUUACUUUGUCAAUCAAUUUACAAAAAAGAUACAAAUAAUAAUUUGUAAAAAAAUGCAACAUUUAAUUUAAAAAAAGAUAGUUUUUUCAAUAAUUAAUUCAAAUUUUAUGCAUUUCUUUUGCAAUUCUUGACUAAUUAGGUAAAAAUUUGCUAUUCAAUCUCGAAUUAUUGUAAUCCUUUAUCUCAACCCUCCGAAUUAUAGAUAUCAUUAAUGGUUUUUUGCUAAUGAUGAUACGAAAAACAACAAACAAUAUGAACAAUUGAUGGGAUAAAAACUAGCGUAACAGCUUGUCAAUUGAUUAGAUAUUAUAUUGAAAAUAAUGCCACUCAUUUGUGUGACAAUUAAACAAUUUGUGAUAGUUUAGAUCGCUAUACCAAUUCAAAUGUCUUCAAUAAAGGUUUAUCUUGAACGAGUGAGUAACAUCAGUGAAAACUAUACAAACAACCAUCUUUCUUUUAGAGGCCUUGUUUUGCCUUUGCCUUGCUCAUUGUAAUUUUAUAUCUGUCGUGUGCAUGUACCUUUCUCUUUACAUAUUUCUCUUUAUUAAUAACUAGCUUAUUUUUCAAUCAAUCGUGUUUACUUUAUUUAUCAAUAUCAACUCUAAUUUGACUUGGAUCAUUUGCUAAGGUGAUC
Tetranychus urticae (two-spotted spider mite) is the source of this 2729-nucleotide messenger RNA. The record is from RefSeq and is a predicted model, not a curated record. Lineage: Eukaryota; Metazoa; Arthropoda; Arachnida; Trombidiformes; Tetranychidae.